Molecule: messenger RNA, 621 nt
Organism: Pocillopora verrucosa
Lineage: Eukaryota; Metazoa; Cnidaria; Anthozoa; Scleractinia; Pocilloporidae
Source: RefSeq, a predicted model, not a curated record
AUGACUGAUCUUGUCGAGCGUGGCAAGGCGAUGGCUGCUGGCGUCAUGUCAAUUUUCAUUUUAAUUACCGCAGUCGCCGACAUGAUAUGUGGAGCGAUUUAUGCUUUGAUAGGAGGGAUACAUGGAUCUGGACUUUGGACAGGAUUCGGGUUACUUCUUUGUGCAGUGUUUGGUCUCAUAACGUGGCUGAGAAGAAGCAAAACAGCUAUGGCGUUCUUCCUUGUCCUAGACAUCCUGUGGUUUGUUGUGUGUGCGGCUGGGACCGGAGUCUCAUUUGGGCUUCUUACCUUACUUACCAUUCUAAAAGGGUUGAUGGAAGAACACUGCAGCUUGAAUGCGGAGGGAACAUGCCACUGCAGUGGAGAGUAUGAUGUCCCAAUGAACAUGGAUGACUGCGACAAAGUAACAGCAGCCCAGCGCUGUAUGUUUGCUAUCUUCGUGUUGGACGGCAUCGGAGCCCUCCUUGCGCUGGGUGGUUCUAUCAUUGGUUGCAUGGGAGUCUGUUGCACUGGACAAGUCGCGACUACAGUUGUUGUUGUGGAGCCCUCUGGAGUGACGACGCAGAAAAUGAACCAAGGUGCACCUCCCCCGGAAUAUCCUUCGAUCCCUCGCUAUAAAUAG